GAGGAGAGCUGGUGCGCACACAGGUUCCGCUUUUACGCAUCAGUGGUUCGCGUAGGUGUCAAUGCCGAAGUUACCUCGGAUGUGGAUUUUAUGCAGAAAAUACCACCAGCGUCUGUACAAAACAAUUCAAUUUUAAGCACCAUCCAAAGUGAAGCAUACACCAGCAGGAGUGUGCGGACCCAGGAAAGUUUCCGUCAUGGGAGCGCAUGGAUGGAGCUCAGCGCGUCUUGGGUUUGUCGUUUGCGGAUAUUUGGCGUUUUUUUGCGGGGAGAUUGUUCCCCGUGCUGAGGCGGGCUGCAGGGAGAGAGAGAGCCCAAACUGCUGCACCGGCCGGAACAACGAAUGUUUCGAGUACACCAGGAGAAAAACGGUGUGCUACUGCGACACAUACUGUCAGAAAACCGGAGACUGCUGCGAGGACUAUCAGCGUGUGUGCCAAGUAUCUGCAGCCAUUGACUGUGUGGUGGGAUCAUGGGGUCCCUGGUCAUCAUGCACAUCUCCAUGUGGUGUUGGCAGCACAGAAAGGAGUCGCCAAGUAUCUGUGCCCCCUAGAAAUGGCGGCAUGCCCUGUCCUGACCUCAAACAGCGUCGAGGAUGCUUUGGAAACAACGCCAUAUGCAGCACCGCGAAAGAGGUGGCAAAGAUCCUGCCUGAUUCUUUCAAGAGGAACUUCAAGGACCCUUGGAGGCGACCACACAUGCUGAUGAAGGAGGAGAAGGCCAGUUACUGUGUGUACCUGCGUGUGAAACAGGCCAGUGCAGCAUGCAAACUCAAACUGUGGAGUGCUCAUCUGGUGAGGGAGAGACUGGUGUGUGCAGAGUGUCAGAGUGAUGCCAUGUCAAAGUCAGACCGCUGUGGAGGCGACGGCCUAGAGAGCACCAGGACGUUCUGGGCCGCAGCCUCAGUCCCGGGCUGUCACGGUUCCUGGGUGCGGGAGUCGUCUUCAGAGGGUUGCCGGUGUCCUCCCUACUCUGUGCUCUUUGUGUGAGCCGACGCGCAAAUGGCAGACAUCCGUAUGCAGGGACGAGACUUCCCUCAACGCCUCCUGCUAACUGUGGAGCUAGAGCCCCGCCAGCCAAGCCAGACCCCUCCGAUCCAGGUUACUGGAUGGGUAACUCAAGGAGAUCAGCAGCAUCCUGCCACUUUUUCCUUUCACCUCAUACUCUGUACUGUAUACACUAUUGCCAAGCACUCAGAAAUUCUUGCAUUUUAAUUUCAGAUUUUAUAGCCACGUUAUGUACUUAUAUUACUCCAAAGCACAGCAACAUCUAUGCCUUUUUACCUCUCAAUCUUUGCUAUCUACCUCCAUCAAUGCAAGUGCAUUUGUUAAUGCAUAAUGUAUAAAUAUAUAAAUAUAUUAUUUUGCUUUAUACAUUUUCUACUUUUGAUUGUUUAUGUGUUAUGUGUAUGUGUCUAUAUAGCUACACUUAUUUGUAUCCCACAGUUUAAACACCAAACAGCAAGUGCUGCACCCAGUUCAGGCCCCAGUCCAAAGGGUCCUAAAUCAUCUGCAGGUUGGAGAUCCAAAUUGUACCCAAUGCUAGAAUACUCGAGUCUAUAUAUCUGUGUGUCGCAGUUUUGUCCCUGUCAUAGUUUCUUUUCAACAAAAACAUUUAUACCAGCAAGUCACGUUAAAUAUCAGGUAUUGAUUCUCAGGUGCUGAGAUUUGUGUCUUUGUCUCCCAUCAAGCUUCCUCUUUCAUGUCCGCCUCGUCUGAUGGUCACUGACGUUUUUAGUCGUUUAAAGUGACUCACAGCUGAAAUCAGUCCCAUCUGUUCAGGCCUAAUAUUGUUGGAGAGGAAAAAGAGCCAUUUUAGAGAAUUUCACUGUGGUUCUCUCUGUCCUCUGUGUCCAAGACUGAAAAGAAUUGCAGAUUAACCGCAGCUUUACCCUCUUGAAUGAAAAACAGGAGUCAGUCGACUGACUCGCUACGCCUUCCCGCACCUCCUGUCCUGCUGGUUUAAGAGGAGGACAAGUGCAGUCCCAGCGAAGGGCUUUUCUCUCUGGAAAGCUGUGACCUUCUCGUUCUCUCCCCGGUCUGUGUCUGUGUUUGUGUGUUUAUUUAUUAUAAAACAAGUGACGAUUUUAUUAGUGCAGCACAGCAUACUCUGUACACUGUCCAUUAGUGAAAAUAAACAACUAUACUGUCA
Molecule: messenger RNA, 2150 nt
Organism: Chelmon rostratus (copperband butterflyfish)
Lineage: Eukaryota; Metazoa; Chordata; Actinopteri; Chaetodontiformes; Chaetodontidae
Product: somatomedin-B and thrombospondin type-1 domain-containing protein
Exons: 5
Coding region: 197-988 (263 amino acids)
Source: RefSeq, a predicted model, not a curated record